UCUCUUGUCCUCUUAGCUGCAUGCUCGCGCGGCGCCCUUCUCCAUCCAGUCCACUACUCUCUCAUCUCCUUCCUUCCAAGAAGCUCUCCGCCGCGCGCCCAUGGCCAUGGCCACGCAAGCCUCCGCCGCCACGCGCCACCUGCUGGCGGCCGCCUGGGCGAAGCCACGGCAGCUGAGCUCGCAGCUCGCGAUGCCGUCGUCCCGCGGUCCGGCCCCGCUCCGCGCGUCCGACGACGGACCGGCGGCGGCGGCGGUGACUGAGGAGGCCCCCAAGGGUUUCGUGCCCCCGCAGCUGGACCCCAACACGCCGUCGCCCAUCUUCGGCGGCAGCACGGGCGGGCUGCUCCGGAAGGCGCAGGUGGAGGAGUUCUACGUGAUCACGUGGACGUCCCCGAAGGAGCAGGUGUUCGAGAUGCCCACGGGCGGCGCCGCCAUCAUGCGGGAGGGUCCAAACCUCCUGAAGCUGGCGCGCAAGGAGCAGUGCCUGGCGCUCGGCACCAGGCUGCGCUCCAAGUACAAGAUCAACUACCAGUUCUACCGCGUCUUCCCCAACGGCGAGGUGCAGUACCUCCACCCCAAGGACGGCGUCUACCCGGAGAAGGUCAACGCCGGCAGGCAGGGCGUUGGGCAGAACUUCCGCAGCAUCGGCAAGAACGUCAGCCCCAUCGAGGUCAAGUUCACCGGCAAGGAAUCCUUCGACAUCUAAUCCUCCGUCGCAUGCUUAAAGGACUUGCGUGUUCUUCUUAUAUGAAUUAUUACUAUAAGUUAGCUGCUGGUGGCGCCAUGCAUGCAUGCAUGGUUUGAUAGAUGAUCCAUGUGUAAUUUUAUUAUCAAGUCUUCUUGGUGACCGUGGAGGCGCAGCGUGGGAUUAUAUGUACAUGAUGUUCAUUUGCUCGUGAUAACGUUGCUUCUUUGCAUAAUAACACCGAUCGAUCAUCAUCAUUAGUGGUUUA
Molecule: messenger RNA, 953 nt
Organism: Sorghum bicolor (sorghum)
Lineage: Eukaryota; Viridiplantae; Streptophyta; Magnoliopsida; Poales; Poaceae
Product: photosystem I reaction center subunit II, chloroplastic-like
Exons: 1
Coding region: 101-706 (201 amino acids)
Biological process (GO): photosynthesis
Cellular component (GO): photosystem I; photosystem I reaction center
Source: RefSeq, a predicted model, not a curated record